Rhododendron vialii is the source of this 1469-nucleotide messenger RNA. RefSeq names its product 1-aminocyclopropane-1-carboxylate oxidase homolog 1-like. The record is from RefSeq and is a predicted model, not a curated record. The coding region runs from base 182 to 1285 and encodes 367 amino acids. Lineage: Eukaryota; Viridiplantae; Streptophyta; Magnoliopsida; Ericales; Ericaceae. The transcript has 3 exons.
GUUUUUGCUUCAUCCAUUGGCAGACUUGUCUUCAUUCUUCCUCAGUUAAAAAUGGCUGGCUAUCCCCGUCCCUUAUCCUUUGAUAUAUUCUAACCCAUAAGGCAAUCAUAAGUCAAGUUUUUGGCAUAGAAUUCCAUAAACUCCAGUUUCAGGCAUAGAAUCCCAAUACCAAAGAAAGAAAAUGGUUAGCACUGCAGAAUCUCCAAUUCCAACAAGCUACGACAGAGAAAGUGAAUUAAAGGCCUUUGACGCCACAAAACUUGGCGUCAAAGGCCUGGUGGAUUCCGGAAUUUCCCAAGUACCACGGAUUUUCAUCCGAACACCAGAAAAUUCCCAAAACCCGCCAAAUCAGGCCAAAACCCAGUUCAGCUUUCCGGUCGUAGACCUUCAUAACGUCCAAAAGGAUCCGAUCAGACACAAGGAGGUGUUGGAAAAAGUCCGGGAGGCGGCGGAGACUUGGGGUUUUUUCCAAGUGGUGAGUCAUGGGUUGAGUGAGAGUGAGAUAGAGGAGAUGCUGGAGGGAGUUCAUGGGUUUUUUGGACAAGAAAAUGAGGUGAGAAAACAGUGGUACACAAGGGAUUUGAACAGGCCAUUUUUGUACAACAGUAAUUUUGACUUGUAUGGUGCUCCGGCGACGAAUUGGAGGGAUACUUUUAAUUGCAGUGUGGCUCCUAUGGCUCCUAAUCCAGAGGAUUUGCCACCACCUUGCAGACACAUUCUACUGGAGUACUCCAAGAAAAUCCAGAACUUAGGCAACACACUGUUUGAGUUACUGUCAGAGGCUCUUGGGCUCAAGCCAAACCACCUCAAAGAAAUGGAGUGCACUGAAGGUCUUGUUAUAUUGGGCCAUUACUACCCAGAAUGCCCCCAGCCAGAGCUGACAAUGGGCACAAGCCCACAUGCUGAUGAUGACUUCCUCACUGUGCUGUUGCAAGAUCAUAUUGGGGGACUCCAAGUUCUUCACCAGAAUCAGUGGGUUGAUGUCCCCCCGACCCCUGGUGCUCUGGUGGUCAACAUUGGUGAUCUUCUACAGCUUGUGUCAAACGACAAGUUCAAAAGCGUUGAGCACAGAGUUCUAGCAAACCGCGUCGGUCCAAGAGUGUCAGUGGCAUUCUUUUUCACCACAGGAAGGAUGGCCCCUUCAAGGUUGUAUGGACCCAUUAAGGAGUUGUUAUCAGAAGAGAAUCCCCCAAAGUACAGGGAAACUACAACAGCAGAGUAUUCAUCCUACUUGAUGGCCAAAGGACUUGGUGGAACUCCUGCACUGUUGAAUUUCAGGCUCUAAACUAGCCAAAAUGACAAAGAAAUCAUUUGGUUUCUAUCUGUGAUUACAUAUGGUAUGUGUUCUCCAUUGAUAUGUUUGUGUGAGUUGUACCAAAAAUUGAUAUGUUGUGUGAGGCUGAGUUUCCCUAAAAAGGACAAUUUGCUGUUUAGUUUGAUAUUUAUUCAAACUUUUUCAGUGUUUGUUA